Molecule: messenger RNA, 1472 nt
Organism: Aspergillus pseudotamarii
Lineage: Eukaryota; Fungi; Ascomycota; Eurotiomycetes; Eurotiales; Aspergillaceae
Product: putative alcohol dehydrogenase
Exons: 5
Coding region: 183-1349 (388 amino acids)
Biological process (GO): D-sorbitol catabolic process
Molecular function (GO): zinc ion binding; L-iditol 2-dehydrogenase (NAD+) activity
Source: RefSeq, a predicted model, not a curated record
UUCCCUCCUCAAUUUUCCUGCACGAAUACCCCACAAUACCCCAUAUCACUAAGCAUUGCCUUGCAAUACGGAGGCCCUCAAUAUAAUAUCCACGAAUUCCCCCCACACCAUGUUUUCCUCUGUCUUUCGCUUUUCAUAUCCUGAUCAAGCAAUAAACACAAAAAUACUAAUUUUGGUCCAUCAUGGCGCCCUCUCUCCUUGAUCCCAGUCUCAAUCCCCCCACAGCCGCAACGCCGGCCAAACAAUCUACAGAGACUAUUGUCACGCCUUUCCCCAACCCUUCUCUUCAAGUCACAGCCGAUCACAAGCUCAAGGCCAUUGAUGCACCGGUGUAUGCCCCAAAGCACGGUGAAGUUCUACUUCAAAUCAAGGCAACUGGAAUUUGCGGUUCUGAUCUUCACUUUUGGAAGACCGGUUGCAUUGGAGAACUAAUCUUCAAGGGCGAUUGCAUUAUCGGACAUGAAGCCGCAGGUGUUGUCUUGAAAUGUGGCGAGGGAGUCACUCACCUCCAUCCAGGUGACCGAGUGGCUGUGGAGCCGGGUGUGCCCUGCGGGGACUGCUUUCUCUGCCUCGACGGCCGUUAUAACCUUUGCGAAGAUGUCCAGUUCGCAGGUGUAUACCCUUACGCUGGAACAAUUCAACGAUACAAGACGCACCCAGCAAAAUGGGUUCACAAGCUCCCCGAUAAUCUCACUUACGCGGAGGGUGCCCUCCUUGAGCCCCUCUCGGUUGUUAUGCGUGGAAUGUCAGUCGCUGGCUUGCAGCUUGGUCGCGGGGCCGUCGUCUGCGGUGCCGGACCCAUUGGACUAAUCGCCUUGGCUGCGGCACGGGCGUCAGGCGCUCAUCCUAUCGUUAUCACAGACCUAGAGCCUAGUCGGCUGGCGUUCGCCAAGGAGUUCGUCCCGAGCUGUAUCACAUACCAGGUGAACCGCGAUCUAGAUGCCCAAGGAAACGCCAAGGCAAUCCGAGCGCUGUUCGGCACCGAAGAAUACUUUGCCCCGGAGACGGUUCUCGAGUGCACCGGUGUUGAAAGCAGUGUAUGCACUGCUGCGUUCACUGCCCGCCGAGGCGGUGCGGUCGUGGUCAUUGGCGUGGGUAAAGCUGUGAUGAACAACUUGCCGUUUAUGCAUAUCUCGCUGGCUGAGAUUGACUUACGCUUCAUCAACCGCUACCGCGACACUUGGGCUCCAGCUAUUCAGUGCAUGAGCGGCGGAAUCCUCGAUCUCAAGAAACUUGUUACUCAUACAUUCCCAUUAGAACAGGCUGAGUCGGCUUUGCAAUUGUGCUCUAACCCGAAGAACCCGAGUAUCAAGGUCUUGGUGGUGGACGAGGUGGAAGCUACAUUGUAGUGUUAUAUUUGCGGGGAUUGUCUUGUUUACAUUCGUUUUGGCGUUGAUGAUAGAGUGCGAAGUGUGUAACAAUUUGAUAUCAGGACUAGUUACGAAGGCUACUUGGCUUGGAUUUGAAGUUAA